AUUUUUCCUAUUACACACAUUUCCAUUAGAUUAUAAGAAUCUAAAGAGAUCCCAUUUUCUUCUUCUAAAUUUCCUCAACCACCAACUUCUCAAUGUCGUCCUCCUCUACCCAAUACCAACUGGAGAUGCGGAAUUACACGUGUCCAAAAUGUGACAUAAUGCUUAGGGUUCUCUCAUCGCCUUCGGCUUCUCCUCCAUACUGUCCUCUAUGCAAUAUCGUUUCUUCUUUCACUUAUUCGACCCCUUUUGAAGUUGGUCCUAAUGAUUUCGAAGAUGACGAGGAAUCUCAAUUUCUCGACUCCAUUGAAUCUCUUCCGACCGUUGAGAUCUCAUCUUCAAUGUUGUCUUGCGCUUCCUCAGAUGAUUCUACUUUACCAUGCGCCAUUUGUAGAGAAGAUUUCGUGGUUGGAGAAUCUGCUAGGAAAUUGCCAUGCAACCAUUUAUACCAUAAUGAUUGCAUUAUUCCUUGGCUCACAAGUCAUAACUCAUGCCCUCUCUGUCGAUUUCAGCUCCCGGUUGCUUCUGUUGGAGAUGACAGUGAUCUGACCAUGUGGUUUGAUGCAUUGACCGUAGAGGACGACUUGGAGGAAGAUACAGGAGUCACUCUCGCUUUGAAUAACUUCAUUUUUCAAGGAGAUGAUAUGAAAAGCUCAACAAGACUCAUCUCAAUGGAAAGAGCUGGUCAAUGUCUCGCAAGAAAUGACGAAGGUCAGGUCGUGUUUCAUGCUAGAGCUUCAUUCCCCCGAGUAGACUCUCUGAUGACCGCUGCGCUACGAUGCGUCUUAUGGACUCUUGAAGCUCUACGCAACUUGCACAUUAAUCGAGUGGAAAUAGUAUAUGACAAUGUUGCGGCGAUGGAGGCAAUCAAUAAUCCCAAAGAACGGCCAAAGUAUUGCAUUUUCUUGGGCGAAAUUUAUAGCAUAUUAAUUGGGCUCAAUUCAUGGGAGUGCCACCGAGUAGCGGUAUCUGCUAAUAAAGUUGCUAGCGCUAUACGCGAUAUAGGAGACUCCAAUCAUAUUUGGCGCUAGGAGGGUUUUCUUGGCUUCACUAUCAAGUGCUUUCUGAAGCGUAUCUUUAUUCUAAGUUUUUAAAAUUCAUCUUAUCGUUUAUGUUAUGUGUUUCAAACCUUGGUUCUAUGAGAUGACAAAAAAAAACGGAUGCGUCUUAU
This is a messenger RNA of Arabidopsis arenosa, 1168 nucleotides long. Lineage: Eukaryota; Viridiplantae; Streptophyta; Magnoliopsida; Brassicales; Brassicaceae. The record is from the annotation of a GenBank genome assembly.